AUGCCAGGAGAGAGCACCCACAGAUCCGUCCCCGCCGACAAGCAGGGAGCCGAGGAAACGGGGCUCCCAGGACCAGACAUGACUAGGCACCCAUCUACUGACUCUACUCCUAGUGACUGUGGCUCCUCUCCCAGUGACAGUGGUUCCAGCCCUUCUCCUAGUACUCCACAGAAACUUCUCCCAGCAUGUACUUCUCCAUUUGGACCACGACUAUGUCAUGUGACACCCAGCUCCACCGGUACUACAAGGCCACAGCCUGAGGGCUCCGACCAUCGCAGCAACGCAGCCAGACUGUCUGGAAAAUUAGGUGGCCAUGGACCGUGUGGCCGCCAUGUCGCAGUUAAAAUGGAGAGAAUAAAGGUCCUGACUGGUUCUGAGGUGGAGAGUGACUAUCAAGAGCUGCAAACCAUUGACACGCGAGUGGUGAUGGGUGAAGAGACGCUACUCAGAAAUGCAGACAUCCAGAAAGGAAAGCCCUUGGUUCAACCAGGUGGUCAGGCUAUCCCUUUGCCAGAUAUUCCAAGGGUCCCUCAUCCACAAGCAAAAGACACACAACUGGAAUCCAGGAAAGAAGAACAACUAUCACAAAUCUCUCAAAAACCAGAAGAUCAGGAAAAAGACCCUGCACAGCCCUCAAUCACUCACAUUUCACCCUCUUCCCCAGAGUUUGUCCCUACUGAUAACAAAGUGACAGACAACAAGGCGGAGGAAGAGACCCUCUCCAAAGAUGAAGUGCCUUCACUCUCUUUUUCUGAGCUGGCCUGUCCAGUUGCUUUGUCCUUCUCUGAGCCAUCCUGUGCAGUUGACCCUCUGAGAGUGGGAGUUCCCUCAUCUCUUGAUCCAGACCUUUACUAUACUGCUCCGUCCACACCAAUCAAGAUGACUACACGCUCCACGCACCUUAAACAUCAUUCAUAUCCCGGCUCCCCAGCCUCCCCUCUGUCCCCCGGCUCCCCCUCUGACAGUGAGGACCUCUGCUCUCCUCUUACUUCUCCUUCGGGUUCUUACAUCACAGCAGAGGGUGGUAGCUGGACGUCCUCAUAUACAUCCUCGACCUCUCCGUCUGCUUCUCCCAACCUUCUCCUUACAGAAGAAACACAAGAGGCCCCUGCUUGCUUUGUGAGCUCCCUGUCAGAAAUUGGGGAUGAAGUUGGGGAAGAAAAGGGACGACCGGCUCCUGAACAUGAGGAGGAGAGGUCGGGGGACUUCUGCCUGUAUCACCCCGAGGAUUUUUUCAUGAAUUCGCGGUUAGGUGUGGCUGACACAGUGAUCCCUGAGGAGGAUGAACCUCAAAAGGGGGAGAAGAUUAACAAUUCUAGAGAAAGCUGUCAUCCUUCCUGGGAGAAUGAGAAUACAUCCCCAAUAAGGAGCAGCAGUAGCAGUGACUCCCAGGAUGAUGAAAAUGAGUCUGAAAAUUCACUUUGCCCUCUCCAUGAGGCCAGUGCAGUGGGGGAAGACUAUUCUACACCAAUGCAGACAGGCCUGAGACUGCAACUGGAUGCAUGUGCAUUAGAUGAACUCUAUGCACAAGUGGAUGCCGGGUCAGAUCUUCCUUCCACUUCCAUGACUCCCGAGACAGAGAAUAUGACUAUGGCCUCUUCUAGCAUUAGCCCUGACUCACCAGUUCUUCCCUUGGAUGCCUUUUGUCCUGGAGUGUUUGACAGUAUUGGGCCGAGUUCUUUCUUACUCUCCCAGGCUGCAUGUGCUGAUGAUUUAGCAGAUGAGGAAAGGAUGAUCCCAGCUUCACUCAUCUCCUUUCCGCUCCACACCAGUCUAAUCUUUAAGGCUGACUCAAUGGAAAUCACCCUCUUCCCCACAGAGGAAGAAAGCGAAAUAGAAGUCAACGACAGAAACGAAAAAAAUGAUGUUGAUGCAUAUGGAGCAGGAGAAGAGGAGGCAGAUGUGGAAGAUGACGAUGAAGAUGAAGAUGAUGAUGAUGAUUACAAUUAUGAUGAUGGUAACUCUGAAGCCUCUCAUGAAAGUGAUGGUGAGGAAAAUGAUAAAGGUGAUGACAGCAACAAACUGGAAGAAGCUGGUGAGGAGGCUAAAGUAGAAGUAAAAGUGGUAGGAGAAGAGGAAAAAAAAGAGGACCAAGAAGACGAUGAUAAUGAUGAGUGUGAAAACAAAGCUGUAGAAGACCCUUCAGAUGAGGACAGCUCUGCAUCAUUCCUUCACUCACUUUCAGAAACAUCUAUCAAUGAGGGGUUGGAUGAAGCGUUUUGUUUUCAAGAUGAUACAGAUGACUCAUUGGAUUCUGCCUCAUAUAAUGGGGAGGAAGAUGACUCCCUAUACAGCACUGAGAGGCAUGCACAAUCACUAGAACCAACACCAGCAGAAGGACUAGAUGAAAUCCAUGCUGGAUCUGCACAGGAAUUGGGUCAAACUGAACCUUUUAAUUCAAAACCAAGCAUUGACAAGCUAGCAGAUCACCCCAAACCCACUUGUCCUUUUGAAGCUGUCACUCCACAUCCCACAGACAACAGGAGAGACCCCUUACCUUUCCCUGAACCAGAAAAAUCUGAAUCAGUCCCUGAAAUGAAAUCAACCGGCAGACUGGAGGAAUCAAAACCUUUGCAAAUGAAAGUUGAACCUGUGGAUAACCAGAGACUGCUUCAUUCUCCAGAGACACAUUCUUGCCAGCUGGAGUCCCCCAUUAACCCACACGAGAAUGUGGAAGAGAAAGAAACGAUGAACAAUGCUCUUCCUGAUUUGAAUCCAUCUGACACUCCUGUUGUCACCCAUGCAUCAUCUGAAUCUGCCACUGAGUCCCAAACCAUUUAUCCUUAUGUAUUGAUGACAACAGAGCCAACAAGUUCAACCCUUCCAGAAGAGUUGCCUGUGGAAAGCCCCGUUUUGAAGACAGAGCAGACAAAAGAACCUGAGAGGGACUCUUUCAAAUUGCUCAUCAAGUCCCGUCAUAACAACUCAGAAAGGCAACGAACCAUAGGAGCAAGCAGAGUUGCACUGUCAAAGUCUUUCUCUGGUCAAUAUGAUGUGCCUGUGGUAAGAGAGGCUCAGUCUGGGCCAUGUGUCCACAGCGAGACUGGCUCUGAGCUUGACCAGAAGAAUCGGAAUACUUCAGCUGAGUCUGUGAGUGUUGACGUUAGAAACACUGAUGCCGGUUCACCAUUAAACAUGGUCUCUCCAACCAAUGACUUGAAUAAAGGUCCUCUUCUUCUGUCCUGUCCUAAAGACUCGAGUCCCAACCUAAGUAAUAUCCCUGUUUCUGCUUCUCCAGAAGUCAUCUCAGAAAUGUCUGACAACUUGGCUCUGACUCCUGAACACUGUCUUGGGGAUUCUGCCCAGGAGAACCUGAGGGAAAACACUCUGAGCGCUGAAGAGGGGGUCCUGGGUGCCAUAGGCUCUUCACACUCCCCACUUGCGAUCUCACCCAAAAGAGAAAAUUCAGAAACAGACUCAAGUAGAGAGAUGGCUCCGGGAGCUGGGGCGUGGUGUGAUGCCAGAAUGGGGCUGGGCGUCGGUUUAGGAUUCAGUUCUGGAUCUGAUUUCGAUGUCUGGGGAACAGGAGACUCCCUGUCAUUAUCUCUGGGCAAAAGGUAUGAGAUAAAGGCAGAGAGCUUGGUGUGCAGUAGAGAGGAACAAAGCAUGCAAACAGCCACGGUUACUGACGUGUCGAAAAACUAUGACAAUGUUCUGCGUUCUAUUCUGAAUGAGGACAAUAACAACAGUAGUGGAAAGAAAGAACAAGUGGUGGAUGAAGAAUUGGUUGCAGAGGGAGUUUCUGAGUCCAACUUGACUCACUGGAAAUCAAUUGAAGAAAUCUCAGAGGCAGGCGGAGGAGAAGAGGGAAGUUUUCAAUUACCACAAGAUAUUGUCAGUAAUUUGAAUCCAGACAAUGAAGACUAUAACACACAAACGCAAAUCCUAGACUCUUGGAGAAAUUCAAAUGACUCUGCCUUCGAUUCAAUGGAUGUUGGCUUGUAUGGAAGUCUGAAUGCUUUGUCAGAGGAAGUAAGACACCAGAGUGUUAAUGUCAAUGUUACAGAUUCUGUCUCUAAUAUUCCACUUGAAGAGAUGCCUCCUCUGACAACAGGGCAAUCUCAUGAUGAGGAUCAAGAAAUAACAAGGGGACCCAUGAACCAAAUAUUAGACAUAACACAGGCACCAGCUUCAGAGGAGGGCAUUUGUGCCAGUCCAGUACCAAUGGUUGACUCUAGUGCUGAUGCAGCAGCAACUGCCAAACGCUGUGAUUCACCAAGUAAAGCUGAACCAGGAUGUAAUAGCACUCCAGAGUGUCAAUCAGUCCCUCCACAGAGCGACACAUUUUUGUUGCCACGGGGAUCAUUUGGGCUAUUCACUCCCAAAAACAAGGCAGGUAUCUCUAGAUCAAGCUGUGCUUGUGAAGAAAAGAUGAAAAACACUGUCCCUCUUUUAAAGACAGAGGUGGCUGAGCUUCCGACGGAGGGCCAAAGAAAAAGUGACAUCAGUUCUGUGGGAGACGGAAACGAUAGAGAGCCAAAGACUAAGGAUGCCUUCAGGGGACAGUCUUGUAUUGUUUGUAUCUCAGGGGAAGAAGAUGAUGAAUACGAAGAAAAAGAGCAUGGCAGAGAGAAAGUUAGUAAAGACAGUAAGACGAAAAAAGAAAGAAAACCAUCUUCUGCGCAGAAGGGCUCAGAGCACUUUACAUGUAAUGUUCCUAAAGAUGAAAUUUGCACAGACACACAAGCUGCUGCUACAAAAGGGAGAAGGAGGAAGCAGAGUAAACAAAGAGCAUCUCAAACAGGAAGUGAUGCUGACAUCAGCAUGGAACUUGUUGAUGAUCCAAAGAAACCAUCUUGUUCAUUGAACACAUCAGAUGGACAGACAGAGGGGGCUGCAGAUAGUUCUAAACCUAAGAUUGGCUACAAUGCAAACAACAACUUUUCAAAACCAGUCGGUCAUCAGAGGACAUCUAUGAUGGAGAAAGUUGAAUCUGAUUCAAAGGAGCAGGGACAUAACAAUUCCAACACUGGUGUCAUAGGUCCAAUACUAGGACACUGCAGCUCUACAACAAGAAGACCAGACAACUUCAAUGUUGUGAUGGGGAACCAAGACAUACCGCAGAACCAGGAAGUGCUUGAUAACAGACCACUUGCUAACAAUCAGAGAGGAAGAGUAGACAUUAAUGACAACAACAUAGAUAUUAACUCCAGCCAACCAACCCAGAAUAUCCAAUCAUACUCUCUGAUUCCACUCUCUUCUUCAUGCCCCACCUCCCCACCUCGUGCCUCAACAGAGUCAGACACUGAUCUAUCCACACCUGUGCAGGAAUCCCAACCUGCUCUCUCAUCUCAACAACAAGCAUCACUGUCCAUUUGUCAAACCACUUCUGCUGUUUUCUCUGCCUUCACCAAAAUUCAGCAAUCCUCUGAUUCUGGAUCUCCAUCAAACAGCAGCAAUGGACGAGCCAUGGAUGUCUGUUCUACAUCAACAACAGCUGCCACGAGUGUGUCUUCAUACAUCCUGUCCAAUACCAUUCCAUUAAACCUUUCCAAUGCUACACAAGAGACUGGGGCCACGGACUCAGUAUGUCCUCCCGACUCUUCUUUCCAUCCAGAAUCCAAGUCUAACUCACAGCCUCAGGCUACUGUCAACAUCCACUCACACAAACAAACCAACCGAGGUCACACAGGGAGCGACGUAGAUCGGUGCAGAGGUCAAAAUUUAGCUGAAGAGGAGACAGACAGUGAAGGGGAUGAUGGACGCUCCCGACAGGCGCAGCGAUCUCAGCCCAGAGGCGUUCCAGGAAGCAGAAAUGGGCCAUCUCAGAAUGAGUCUGGUCUAACUAAUCAACAGGAAAUCCAGCCUUUCUUUACCCGUCAAAGGGCCAACAGACAGCCUGGCUGUCCGAUCAACCACAGUCACAACAUAUCUGAGGAGACUGACCUCUCCCUAAAAAACAACUGUCCCAUAUUGGCUUCCUGUAAUGAGUCUGAAAGUGAAGGCUCUGUGCCUGAGCUCGAAGAGCCAGAGCCCCUGAGACCAUCAGACCCGCACUCUAUAUCCUCUGCAGAUGAAGCUAUGAACAGACCCAAACAAAGCCGCAGUGAGAAGAAGGCGCGGAAGGCCAUGUCUAAACUGGGUCUGAAGCCAGUCCACGGUGUGACCAGAAUCACUAUCAGGAAGUCCAAGAGUAUCUUGUUUGUCAUCAGCAGACCUGAUGUAUUCAAAAGCCCUUUGUCAGACAUCUACAUUGUAUUUGGAGAGGCCAAGAUUGAGGAUCUAUCUCAGCAGGCUCACAAAGCAGCUGCAGAGAAAUUCAAGGUGCCUGUGACCUCCUCUCCUUUAGCCCCACCUGUCCCACCCAGCCUCACCAUCAAGGAGGAGAGCGAAGAGGAGGAAGAGGAGGUGGACGAGGGAGGUCUCGAGCAGAGAGACAUUGAGCUGGUGAUGGCACAGGCCAACGUGUCACGAGCCAAGGCCGUCCGUGCUCUGAAACACAACAAGAAUGACAUUGUGAAUGCAAUCAUGGUGAGGAUGAAAGGAGGGAGGAAAGAGUGA
Menidia menidia (Atlantic silverside) is the source of this 6501-nucleotide messenger RNA. The record is from the annotation of a GenBank genome assembly. NCBI's taxonomy places the organism in Eukaryota, Metazoa, Chordata, Actinopteri, Atheriniformes, Atherinopsidae.